Molecule: messenger RNA, 1700 nt
Organism: Hevea brasiliensis (rubber tree)
Lineage: Eukaryota; Viridiplantae; Streptophyta; Magnoliopsida; Malpighiales; Euphorbiaceae
Exons: 7
Coding region: 192-1298 (368 amino acids)
Molecular function (GO): oxidoreductase activity
Source: RefSeq, a predicted model, not a curated record
UUCCCACAAGAGUUACUUGAAAGACGAAACGCAAUAUUUUUCAACAAACUAAUCCGCGGAUAGUAGCAGGGACGCGUGGACGUUCCACCCAUCCGUUGCUCUCCGGCUCCGCUCUCCAUUUAUUCAUUCAAAAACCCUAACCUAACACUUCUUAGUCCUUUCUCUCAGUUCUCCACACUAACCAAACAACAAUGCAAUUCUUCAAACUUCACACCUUCAAAAACGCUGCUGUCAAUUGUGAUUGCCAAUUAUUCCAGUUAAGCUUUUUUAGGUUUUUCGCCACCACUUGCAGGGCGGUGCUGUUGCCCCGCUUCGGCGGGCCUGAAGUGCUGGAACUCCGGUCCGAUGUUGAGGUCCCCCAGCUCAAGCCCAAUCAAGUCCUUGUUCGAGCUCGUGCUGUCUCUAUCAAUCCUCUUGAUACUAGAAUGCGAUCAGGUUAUGGUCGAUCCAUAUUUGAACCUCUGCUACCUCUCAUUUUGGGUCGUGAUAUUAGUGGUGAAGUUACAGCUGUUGGAACUUCAGUUCAGUCACUGAGUGUUGGGCAAGAAGUUUUUGGUGCAUUGCAUCCAACUGCUGUGAGAGGUACUUAUACUGACUAUGCAGUUCUUUCAGAAGAUGAACUUACCCCAAAGCCAAUAUCAGUUACACACGUGGAAGCAAGUGCUAUUCCUUUUGCUGCACUAACUGCAUGGCGUGCUCUAAAAAGUACGGCUAGGAUUACUGAGGGGCAACGACUGUUAGUAGUGGGUGGUGGUGGAGCGGUAGGCUUUACUGCAAUUCAGCUUGCAGUAGCUGCAGGGUGCCAUGUUACAACUACUUGUGGAAGUCAAAGCAUAGAAGGAGUACUGAAAGCUGGUGCUGAGCAGGCUGUUGACUACAUUGCUGAGGACAUUGAACUAGCAAUAAAGGGGAAGUUUGAUGCUGUUUUGGACACUAUUGGUGUACCAGAAACAGAAAGAAUUGGCAUCAAUUUUCUGAAGAGGGGUGGACACUAUAUGACCCUUCAGGGUGAGGCAGCAUCCUUGACUGAUAGGUAUGGACUAGCAGUUGGACUUCCUGUUGCUACAGCUAUUUUACUGAAGAAACAGAUUCAAUAUCGAUACUCUCAUGGAAUAGAAUAUUGGUGGACUUACAUGAGAGCUGAUCCAGAUGGUUUAGAUGAGAUCCGGCGUUUAUUUGAAGCUGGGAGGCUGAAGAUACCUGUUGAGAAAACAUUUCCCUUCACACAAGUGAGAGAGGCUCAUGAGGCAAAAGCCAAAAAGUUAAUUCCUGGUAAAGUGGUACUGGAACUUGAUUAGUAAAUUCCGCAAAUCAAAUGACUAUAUUUGUCGGGCAUAGUUCUUUUCUGAUUACUGUAAAUAUUUUCUUCUACCUAUAUCUGGAGAGUUGAUCUUACAUGGUAGACCAGCUCUGUAAAAGUAAUUUCUUCAAGCAUUUUGGUAUAGAAGGUAGAAGUCGUGGGUGGGAAUUUUCAAUAUUCAGGUGGCAAUCUGUAAAUGCUCGAGAAUUUUAUUUUAACUAAAUUUUCGCAGUUUUGUUCUGUUACUUUCCAAAAAUAUAAGUAGCAAGAAUGCUACCCAGAAUUCUUUUUCUAAAUUUCUUUUAAUUGUUGCUCAAUGUAUUCCAGUCCUAGGUGGAUUGCAUAUCCGAUGAAUGAUUCAACAGUAAGAUAUUAAAGCAUGUCUUUUUGUUUCUUUUGA